GGCACAGGGUGAUAAGACAGCUGGCAGAUUCCGCACAGGAGGACAGAGGUGCCUGUGAGCCCAAGCUCUUCUGACAGAGGGAGGGGCCCAGCAGGCAGCAGACACCGGACACCAUGGAGUCCCCCUCAGUCCCUACCCGCAGAGGACGUGUCCCCUGGCAGGGGCUUCUGCUGGCCGUCUCACUCUUAACCUCCUGGAGCCCGCCCACCACUGCCCAACUCACUGUGGAAUCCGUGCCCCCCAGUGCUGCCGAAGGGGAGGAUGUGCUUCUCCGUGUGCACGAUCUGCCUGGGUUUCUUGCAGGCUAUGUGUGGUUCAAAGGGGAAAGUGUGGACAGCAGCCGUCAAAUUGCAUCCUAUGUAAUAGACACGCAACAAAUGUACCCAGGACCUGAAUACAGUGGUCGAGAGACAAUACACCCAAAUGGAUCUCUGCUGUUGCAGAAGGUCACCCCGAAGGACACAGGAUACUACACUCUGCUAGGAAUCAAAAGAAAUUUUCAAGGUGAUAAAGGAACUGGACAGCUCCGAGUAUACCAGCCCGUGGGGAAGCCCUCCAUCCAAGCCAGGAACAGAGUCACAGAGCAUAAGGACGCCGUGGGUCUGACCUGCCUCACGGAUGACACUGGGAUCUCUAUCCGGUGGCUCUUUAACAAGCAGAGUCUGUGGCUCAGGGACUGGAUGAAGCUGUCCUGGGGCAACAGCACCCUCACCAUAGACCCCGUCAGGAGGGAGGAUGGUGGCAGUUAUCAGUGUGAGGUCUCCAACUCUGUCAGUUCCAGCCAAAGUGACCCCCUCAGGCUGGACGUGCAAUAUAAGUGACCCUCCUUCCCUCCUCUAUGUUG
Molecule: messenger RNA, 844 nt
Organism: Molossus molossus (Pallas's mastiff bat)
Lineage: Eukaryota; Metazoa; Chordata; Mammalia; Chiroptera; Molossidae
Product: carcinoembryonic antigen-related cell adhesion molecule 21-like
Biological process (GO): regulation of immune system process; signal transduction
Cellular component (GO): plasma membrane; cell surface
Molecular function (GO): protein tyrosine kinase binding
Source: RefSeq, a predicted model, not a curated record